This is a messenger RNA of Aspergillus viridinutans, 1476 nucleotides long. RefSeq lists its product as uncharacterized. Gene Ontology annotation, biological process: transmembrane transport. The coding region runs from base 1 to 1476 and encodes 491 amino acids. NCBI's taxonomy places the organism in Eukaryota, Fungi, Ascomycota, Eurotiomycetes, Eurotiales, Aspergillaceae. The record is from RefSeq and is a predicted model, not a curated record. Gene Ontology annotation, molecular function: transmembrane transporter activity. The transcript is spliced from 4 exons.
AUGGCAGAACGGAAAGCCGCACCCUUAAUGGUCAUUGCGUCCAGCGAGUCCUCAGCUGGGACUAGGGGUGUGCCUCCGCCAUGUACGCCGUCUGGCCUCUCUACAGCCACGGAACAUCAGUGUCCAGAGAAGCAAUCAGGACAGGCUGCGCCAGAUGCGGAUGAUACUAAUCCCUUGCUGCCGCAGAACUGGCCAAGCAAGCGCAAAUGGAUGAUUGUGGUCGUCUUGUCCUUGAUGUCCCUAAUGGUCAACAUGUCGCUCGUCAUCUGCGCGCCUGCAAGUUCUGCCAUUGCUGAGGACUUUGGCAACCAUGACAGCUUUCUUUCUGUCAUCUACAUCACGGUACCGAACCUUAGCCAGGUCAUCUCACCGCUCUAUAUAGGUCCACUGUCCGAACGGCUUGGACGCGUGCCAGUGUGUCACUUUUUUAACGGGUUAUUCCUGAUCAUUACCAUGAUUGCGGGCUUUAGUACCAGUCUCUCCAUGGUCAUUGUGUUCCGGUUCCUCGCUGGUUCAUCCAUAGCCUCCAUUUGCCUGAACCCGGCUAUCACGGGCGAUCUAUUUUCGAUCAAGAAGCGUGGGUCUGCCAUGUCCAUCACGAGUAUGAUUCCCAUCCUGGGCAGUGCCGUGGGGCCCAUAGCAGGAGGAUACAUUACGCAAUACCUCAGCUGGCGGUGGACGUUCUGGCUGAUGGCCAUCAUCACUGGUGGAGUCUCAAUCCUCACGGCACUUGUCUCGAAGGAGUCAUAUGUCCCGGCAAUCCGCAGGAAAGCGCUAAGAAAGGCCAGCUCGAACGAGGAAAGGGUGAGCUUAAUGUCGAAGUAUAUCACAGGGUGGAACAUGGACACGGUCAAGGCGCUAGCUCUCCUUGUGAUCCGUCCCUUUGCCAUUUUAAGCAGCUGCCGCAUUGCUGUGCUUAUGGGCCUGUAUCUGGCCGUGCUAUUCGCAUAUAUUUCGCUUAUGGCCGCUACCCUUGCCACCAUCUUCCAGGACGUCUACGGCUUCUCCGAGAGUCAAUCCGGCCUCGUCUACAUAGCGCUGACAAUCGGCACGCUGAGCGGGGCUCUAAUGUGCAACUUUACUCUCGACUACUUCCUACAGCGGGGUCUGCCGUUCUCCAAGCCCGUCGACGAUGAUGACACCGCCACCGUCCCCCGUCCGGACAACCGUCUCAUCCCCAUCAUCCCCGGCAUGCUCGCCUUCCCCGUCGGCCUGCUCCUUAGCACCACCCCAAUCAUGAACUACUUGGUUGACAUCUUCGGCGACCGUGCCGCCUCUGCUGUCGCGGCUGUGCUGCCUCUGCGCUACAUCGCGGGAGCCUUUUUGCCUGUCGCCGCGCCGUACAUGUACGCCACUCUCGGCUACGGUUGGGGCAAUUCGUUACUGGCGUUUGUGCUAUGUGUCGUGGCUCGUGUACCCUUGCUAGUGAUAGUUCAGCCGCAGCGGAUGAGGGCGCUGACUGCGGUGCGGUCGUAG